AUGUCUUUGGACUCUUUGCCCUUCGAGGUAAUCUGUCUUGUUGCAUCAUACCUGCCAUCCGACAGACAUAGACUCUCACUUCUGCGAUGCAAUCGUGUGCUUCAUGAUACCGUGAUCAAUGUCCUUUACAAGCAAAGAAGACGUACUGCAUUUAGUACGCUGUCAUGGCUGUUAGAAAGGGGAUUUGAACGAGGGACCCAGCACCUAAUAUGGCGCAGCAACCUAGACUUGAACACUUUCAUGUUCAGCUGGAUCGCCUCCAUCAACACACCCUUACUCAUUGCCAUCGGAUCGGGUCAUGUGAAUAUGGUGGAGCUCCUUCUGCGCAAUGGAGCUCACGUCAAUCUCGAAACAAAUAUAUCUCCCUUGGGAUAUGCUGCGGCUCUGGGAUACUACGACAUGACAUGUUUACUCCUCCAACAUGGCGCCCAUGUAGACCUUGGGGGCGUAGUGCGCCGUGUGUCUCCUCUUGGAAGAGCUCUUGAAUUUGGCACCCCAUCCCAAAAAUAUUUCCCAUACUCAUGUAGGGAGGCAAUGUGUAGUGAUUCGUCAAAGCUCGAACCAGAGGAUGAGGUUGUCGCUGUGAUGCAACUGCUGCUGGCUCACGGGGCAGAUCUUCAUUUCGAGUGCGAUGGCACCUUGGCUAGUGCCCUGCACAGGAUUCCCAAGAGGUCACGGAAAUCGCUAGAGAAAUUGUUCGGUUUGUUUCUUAAUUAUGGUGCUGAUUUAAGCGCACAAGAUUUGGAAGGAAAUACUCCCCUUCAUGUUGCCUUCUCCGAUAACGCAUUCUUGGGAGAUAUGAAAGCCCAAAAAGAGUUUGUACGAUUACUCUUACGGUCUGGUACCAAUGUUAACCUAAAGAACCAAUACGGAGAGACGCCACUAGGUAUCAUAUUUGAGAAUCCGGGCAUCUUCGAACAUCUCUUGAAACCAGGGACUAAAACUCGCUGUCGUGGAAAAAGCGGAGACGAAAUUAUUUGGAAUCUUCUGCGAAUACGGCGGAAUAAGCAAAAGAUAGGCUCACGGCAAUAUGUGAUCAAUACUAUCAUCAUAGAGCUACUCUUGGAGCACGGGGCCUGUGCAGAUCAAAUCAUCGAAUGGGGAUGCCCACUGGACUUACCUGCGGCACAGGAAUACCCCAUACUGAAAGAUUUGAUGGGAAAUAGGAUUCCAAGGAAGGCCCCCCGAAAGAAGUCAUACCUGGCCCUGAAAGAUAGCGGGCCGACGGAGUCCACGAAGCCCAUAAGAAGAUCGCCCCGGAUAAAUGCCGCAAAAUAG
Molecule: messenger RNA, 1278 nt
Organism: Penicillium verrucosum
Lineage: Eukaryota; Fungi; Ascomycota; Eurotiomycetes; Eurotiales; Aspergillaceae
Exons: 1
Coding region: 1-1278 (425 amino acids)
Molecular function (GO): protein binding
Source: RefSeq, a predicted model, not a curated record